AUGCAUGUCCCAUCACCUUCAAAGCAGAAGCACAAAUCGCCACUUCCCAAAAGUAGACGUCAAAAGAGGACCUCAAAAUCUGGACAUUCGGAAUCAUCAAUUUCCGAGAAGCGGGAGGAGAAAGAGUCUCCAGACUCGCUGCUAAACUAUUUGAACAUUGAAGACGUUUCUGCACCUCUCAUUGAAGGUGUAACAACAACAACAACACUGGCGGAGAGGUUUAAAGGCAUGCACAUUGCAAAGAAACAUCCAAUGCAAAUUAUUCCAUCACCAACAAGCGUUGCAGAAACGGCAGUGCCGCCUUUAGAGAAGUUAGAACCCCGUAGUCCAUGGAAACCAUCGGAAUCGAAUCAAGAAGAAGUGAAUGUGGAAAAGCAUCCAAUGCAAAUUAUUUCAGCACCGACGAAUGUUCAGGCCUCAGCUGUGCCAACUGUUGAAAAGAUGGAGUCUUGCACUUCGGAAAUCCCACUUCGACCAGAAGAGGAAAGAAUGGACACUGAAGCAGUCGGCGUCCCCGCCUCCCCACCUUCCAAGAAUGAGCGUCUUGAGGAGGAGCACCAGUCAUUUGCUGCAGUGGUGGAACAAACUGUAGCCACAGAAGCCUCGCCUGUUGUUGAAUCUUUGCAUAUUGUAAAGAAACAUCCAAUGCAAAUUAUUCCAUCCCCAACAACUGUUCCAGAAUCAUCGGUGACAUCAGGUGAGAAGGUAGAACCUCAAAGGUCCGCAAAACCACUGGAGUCGAAUCAAGAGGAUGGAGAUGCUGUAGUGACUGGUGUUGCAAGCUCUUCAUCUCCUCCGGUUGAACACACUGAUGACCAGCAACCCUCCACAGUUGAGCCGGAACAAACUGCACAACCACUAACUGAAGGGAAAUCGGAAACCGCUGCUGUUGACGUCACAGAAUCGUUGCGCAUUGUACAAAAGCAUCCAAUGCACAUUAUUCCAACACCAACAAAUGUUCUGAAGUCAGCAGCGCCACUCACUUCGGAAGAAAAACUGGAGGUGACUCAGACAGCCGAGGCGGUUCCAACUACAACUAAAGAAAAGCAGAAUUUAGUAAAAACGGGCGCAAAGUCAACAAAAUCUAUUGAUAAGAAACGUGGUAAGAAAACGCCGAUUACAAUCCCAACCAUUGAAACGACAACCGUGUUGGAGACGGAGCCCAAAACAUCGCCACUACCUAAUGAGGAUACAAAAGCUGAGGCGGAACCGCUGAUUAACGUUGAAAUGGAUAUCUCUCCUUCAACAGCCGAGGUUGUCAACUCCGAAAACCUAACCACUGAGCAUCAAGAGGCAUCUGGGAAGGCGUCACCGAGUUCACUUGAUAAGAAACGGAGCAAAACGUCGCCACUGGGGUGUACAAAAAGACAGCGUGAAAAGAGAGUGUCUGGAAGUGAGCCGAAGGAGACUUCAUUCCCCACGCCUGAACCCACAGCACAACCGAUUAAACAGCAUCAACUCUCCGACGUGGAGAAGGCAUCAAGUUCACCGGAUAGGAAGGAAGGCAAUACAUCGCCUCUACUACCUGUGGAGGAGAAGGCAAUGCUUUCAAGUGUGAAUGUGGAU
Messenger RNA from Hydatigera taeniaeformis, 1566 nucleotides. NCBI's taxonomy places the organism in Eukaryota, Metazoa, Platyhelminthes, Cestoda, Cyclophyllidea, Taeniidae. The record is from the annotation of a GenBank genome assembly.